Molecule: messenger RNA, 2581 nt
Organism: Cynocephalus volans (Philippine flying lemur)
Lineage: Eukaryota; Metazoa; Chordata; Mammalia; Dermoptera; Cynocephalidae
Gene: CENPP
Product: centromere protein P
Exons: 8
Coding region: 246-1112 (288 amino acids)
Biological process (GO): CENP-A containing chromatin assembly
Cellular component (GO): chromosome, centromeric region; nucleus
Source: RefSeq, a predicted model, not a curated record
GUUCGGGUUGGAAGGAACAAACUCCCGAAAGUGAAGGGACUGCUUAGAGAUAGCCGUGGCCACGUGCUCAGGGGCACCAAGGAUCCAGAGUACCGUGCGAGAGCAGGGUGGGCCGCGGAGGGCACGCGUCGCUCUCCCAACUUCCCCCCGCGAGCUCUAGGAUGGUCCGCCCCGGGAGCGCGCGCGCGGCUUGAAGCGCCGGGCGAGGCCAGCCGGGCGUCAGGGUACGCCGUGCUUGCCACGCCAUGGACGCCGAACCCGCCGAGGUACGCGCCCUGCGAGCCGAGAUCGCGGCCCUGCGGCGGGCGUGCGAGGAGCAGCCGGCGCCCUGCGUAGAGGCGUCCCGAGUCCAAAAAUCAUUUCAAGAAAUACACCAAUCAGAUUCUGAAGGAUGGGAAUCUUCAAAAGAUCCGAGAAGUCAGCUUGGACAUUUAGAAUCAGAACUUUCAUUUCUAAGUAUGCUCACUGGCAUCACUAUAAGAAAUUACUCCAAGAAGACAGAGAACCUAACCAUCACUGAGCUGACAGAAAAAAGUAUAAAGAAAGUUCUACAGAGACACAGAUUAUCAGGAAAUUGCCACAUGGUUACAUUUCAACUUGAAUUUCAGAUUCUGGAAAUUCAGAAUAAGGAGAGUUUAUCUUCUGUUAUUACUGACCUCAACAUAAUAAUGGAACCUACAGAAUAUUCAGAAUUAAGUGAAUUUGUGUCAAGAGCAGAAGAAAGAAGAGAUCUGUUCAUGUUUUUCCAAAGCCUGCAUUUUUUUGUGGAGUGGUAUGAAUAUCGUAAACGCACGUUUAAACAUUUCAAGGAAAAGUACCCAGAGAUGGUGCACCUCUCAGAGGGAAACUUUUCCCGCUGCAUGGGCAUCCGGAGCGCCCGCUGUCCAGGGUUUGAAUUCAUAAUUGUUUGGAGGAUACAAAUAGAUGAAAAAGGGAAGGUUUUACCAAAGCUGGAUCUUCUCACCAAAGUCCCACAGCGAGCCCUGGAACUGGACAAGAACAGAGUCAUAGAAGCUGCUCCUCUCAGCUUCCGAACCCUGCUGGGAGUGCUUGGAAUUGAAGUUGCUGUAGAAAGCCUGAUAAAACUGCUUUGUGCAGAGGAGAAUGACUAGUUCCCCAAUGGUGUAUGUGUAGGAAUGAGAUGCUGCACUGAGAAGCACUUGAUUUUAUUGAGUAUAAACAUUUGCUAUUUUCUGCUUAGACACCACCCCCUUAAAACAUGCUGUCUAUGCGGUUAUGGCACAUUCUAUAUAAACUCUCAUGACAUGAAAUAUAAAUACAGCUAUUUAAGUAUAAAAUGCAAAAUAAAAGUGACGUGUACAGUGUAGUUUUAAAAAAUAAGCUUAACAUUUGAGAAAAUGUACCAAGAGUGGUUAUCCAUCCUUGGAUGUGCAAGGAGGAGCUCUGUCCCCAUGCACCUCCGCUUCGUACCAAGUCUGGGGCAGAGGUGCCCAUACACUUGAGAAGGUGUGCUAAGCAUGCUUGCAACCGUUGCCCGUGGAGCAUCACUUUGUAAACAUUCUUUGGUAGCCCAGGGCAGGCACACGCAUCCUUCUCACCUCCUGGUCUGCAAAGCAGCACCGGGCGGCACUCACAGCAUCCCUCAGCAAGUCCUGACACUCAUCUUGGUCUUCCAUAAACAGGUGGAGCUGUUAGCUUAAAAAUAUGCCAUAAGCCAGCAAAGACAGCAUUGUUCCCUUCACCCAAGGCCUGGCACAAAGGAAACUGGGCCCUUUGCUAAAGACCCACCCACAGAGUACAAGUGCUAUGUCAAUAGUCUCAGACGUGCUUUAAGAACUGUGACUUUGGUGAACACCUCAGCCACCCAUUAUAAUGCUGUUAGGAUCAGGGAAAGUAUGUUAUUUCUAACCAGUUGGGCCAUUCUGGAGUCUGAGCACAGCAGUAGGUUCAGGGUGAGGGCCAGAGACACGUCCACAGCAGCAGUGCCUGUCAUGGGGUGCUCCAUCUGUUUUCUCCCCCAAAUAGAGGCUGUUUGCAUACUGUCCAGUCUAGCCAGAACUGGGACCCAUGCCGGUCAGUAAGUUUCACAACCCAAGAGGACCCAGCCCACCUCCCUGACAGGCUUGGGUUCCAGAGCACCUCCCACAGAGGGAUGCGAAAUGGCAUAUGCACUCAAACCCAGGACUCAGGGUCCUCCACGCACCAUGGUGCCAGGCAAAAUCAUCCCGAGCGAAGCUGCCCCAGCCCUGGACCAGCAACAGCCAACUACUGCGGAUCAAAACAGUACUGAAAGCCACUUCCCUCCAUGUCCUCCAGAGCCUGCACCUCACCCAUGAGAGUGUGACCUCCACACACCUCACUUAGGUGGUGUCUCCAGAGCUCCCCAGCCCAGCCCAGCACAUACAAGGCAUAUGUAUAAGAAAUGAUGUCAUUUGAAAUCAGAAGAAAAAAUUAAAGGUGUCCAAAUGCAAAAGUAUCUGUUUGGACUUCUGAGUGCAGAAUAAAGUUAGGAGUAAACAUUAGGACAGAAUUGAACAAUAAACUCUAGAAGAGUUGGCUUGAUUCAAACAAGUAUAAUUUGCCAAGUUAUCACAAAAUUUCCCACAAAAAUUUACAAUCA